AUGAGCUCUCUAGGACUCUUUAUUGCUGAUUAGAAAGAUCUAAACUUGCUUAAGGUUUUCAUUCUCCCAAGAGCUAUAGAGGCAGUAUAUAAUCUUUUAGUGGAAAAGAAAAUUAUCACCCCCAUAAAAUAUGGCACUCAACUCAUGACUAUUGGAUCUCUUUGGGUUAUAUCGUAUAACUUCUUGAAUGAAACCCACAAUCUUACCCCAUCCUUUAUGAAAACUCUUUACACUUACAGUAACAAAACCUAAGGUGAAGGUUAUUUGUUAGAUGCAAUGAGAACUAACGUAAUAAAUGAUUGCAAAGUAUACUAUCCAAAUCACAAAUUCACUUGA
Molecule: messenger RNA, 336 nt
Organism: Stylonychia lemnae
Lineage: Eukaryota; Ciliophora; Spirotrichea; Sporadotrichida; Oxytrichidae
Source: the annotation of a GenBank genome assembly